GUUAAAAUGGAUGAACUUAGUGAAGCUCCGUCCACAGUCUGUACAGAGUCCUCCCAGCAAAUAUCUCUUGAAGUAGAGGACGCAGCCACGAUUGAUAAAAAGUGCGAAAAUAACGACAGCUUUGACGAAACAUAUCAAGAGAGACAGAAACACGAACGGUCUUGCAUAAGAUAUUUCAUCUGCGUGUUGUUGUGUACAAGUGUUGUAUUUGGCAUUCUAGGCACUAUCAUAUACUUUGCUGUCCUGAAGACGAAUGAACAACCGUUGCUAACUCCCGGAAGUGAUUCUAACUCUGUGUUUCCGGAACAACGACCGACUACGGGUCAGAAACAAAACGCAUCAUCACUCGAAACGGGAAAUGAUGUGAAAAAUGAUUGCCCUGGAAAUUGGACCUAUUACAACAAAAAGUGCUACCAUUUUAUCCGGUCGCCUGUCCACAUCUCAGACGCAAAGGAACAUUGCGCAACUGUGAGAGGAGCCCCACUGAAUACAAACAACGAGACCAAGACCAUUCCAGAAUUCAUGGUGAAAGAAAUACAAAAAUUUAUCGGAUGCUGUCUCUAUGACCUGAGGAGGAAUGAAACUGGCAUUCUUGAAAAUAUUGAAGAGGAAAUAGCAAACAGUCUUUCUAUACCAUAUGAUCCUGAAUGGAAUAUAAUGGAUGACAUAGGACAACUUGCAGACGACAGCCCCAAAAGCGUCACACGCUUACCUUCAUUCAACCAACACGCUUUCACUUCUCAUCUACCCUCCAGUGCAGGUGCUCGAAAUUUUGAUGACCAUUUAUCUAAUCUACUGAACACAUUUAUAAUUCCAUCCCUUAUAGAAGCAUCAAAUACCAAUGUAACCCCGUAUACUUCCACCCCAACUUCGCCGUACGGGUUUUUGUUGGGAGGCGGACAUCAGCAUAACCAUUUCACAACACCACCAGGCAAUUCCUAUCAAACAACAAACAUUUUCGACAGAUUGUUCGAGAAAAAAGCUUUACAAUCAACACAACCAAAUGUAGAAAUAACACGACCGGACACCGAAACAACACAACCAAACAUUGUCGAUAGACCACCGGCAACAAGUGCGCAUGCGCCAGAAACAUUACCAGGAAUCAGUCAGCCUGUUGCGGAAAAAGCGCAUGUCAGUACCAAAAAUCACGGUCCUGCUCCGCAAAAACAGUAUGGUCAGGAUGGUAAUGGGCCGAUGUCAACGAAAAUGUCAUCUCUGGAAAUAUUUUGCAGAAGAUAUGAGCCUCAUUUGCCGGAGUGGCGGGAAACAGGUUGCCUCGGGAGCUAUGUUCAGAUCUGUGAGAGAAAUCCUUGAACUGGUAGUCCGAAUAAGAUCAUGAGAACACGGCUCUGCUGCAGACGACCACUUUGGCCUCUUGGAUUUGCACCCCCGACUUCAUCAGAGUCUGGGAAACAUUCAAUUUAUACAGCGCUGCUUAAAUUGAAAACAGGGAGUCAAAUAUCAGAGAACUUUUACACAAGCACUUUUGACAGUUUCAAAGCAAACAUGCAAAACAAGAAUUAAUAUUUUUAUUACAAUUUCGUUCAUUUCCUCGUUUCCAACAUUCUAAUUUCGGAGACCUCCUGGAAGUCCUCUUCUCUUGAAUGUUUAAGUACGCUUUAUACAUUGUAUUAUAUAUUAUAUAUAUAGCUGAAAUCCGCUAUCUCGAAUUCCAUGGGACCGAGCGUUAUACUUCGAGGUAACCGAAAUUCGAUUUAAAAUGAUAUGGUGUGCACGUUGUUUUCGGGACGGGACUUUAAAAUGUCUUCGAUACAGGAGAGAUCGUGUUUGUAUACAAAUCCGUUGUAAUUUCUAUUUUUAGAACUGAAAAGACAGUAACCGGGUAGGCAGAAGCCGAACGUUCAUGUUUUUUGUAAAUUGAGAUGUUUUUUUCUAAAGGCCUUAACUUUUUUAAAACACAGAUUAUAUCAAUAUUUUUUUUUUUAUCAAUGGAAAGGUCAA
This is a messenger RNA of Mercenaria mercenaria, 1962 nucleotides long. RefSeq lists its product as uncharacterized. NCBI's taxonomy places the organism in Eukaryota, Metazoa, Mollusca, Bivalvia, Venerida, Veneridae. The record is from RefSeq and is a predicted model, not a curated record. The coding region runs from base 7 to 1314 and encodes 435 amino acids. The transcript has 7 exons.